This is a messenger RNA of Parathielavia appendiculata, 845 nucleotides long. RefSeq lists its product as uncharacterized. The transcript has a single exon. The record is from RefSeq and is a predicted model, not a curated record. NCBI's taxonomy places the organism in Eukaryota, Fungi, Ascomycota, Sordariomycetes, Sordariales, Chaetomiaceae. Bases 113 to 622 code for a protein of 169 amino acids.
CCGCACCGAGCAAGUGCAGCACGAGCGAAACAUCGCCCUCGACGGCUAGCUCGCUCUCGGCAGUAGAAACGACAGGGGCGGCAGCGGGGCGACGAAACCUAAAAGGAUCGAGAUGAUCACAAGCUACUCCCGACCAUCUGGUAAGACCUUGACGACAAAAACGCCUUCAAAAAACAGACCUCACCGGACGGCAUCGGCCCCGCUCAAUUCGCCCUGCCCGAAGCACCCUCCCAUGCCCCGGAACCCGUCGCAGAAGUCCCCACGGGUUUUAGACAGUUCUACAUUCCCAUUCGGGGGGUUUUUACUCGCAAUCCCUCGGCUAGGCCGCCCUCUCCACCUGGUGUCCCGGAGACUACCGACCUCACGGUGGGCGACACGGCUUGCCUGUUCGUUCUUAAAGCUUCCCCCUUGCCGGGCCUGCCGCCGUCCAGCCACCCAAGAAGAUCAUACGCCAGCGCCAACCAGCUGGCGAGCCAGUGACGGCGAAAAAGUCCAAAACUAUCCUCAACACCCACUUCCCUCCCUCGACCGUAACAACCGAGGAGAACCCUACGGCUUCGGUGCUCAACUACGACGGCUACACGUUGACCGACUCGACCAGCGGUUGCCCGCUGGGCAAUAACGAAUGGCAACUGCACCAAAUCACGACGCGCUCGUUUGCCCCAAAGUGACGCACGCUGCUCACGAGGCCAAGAACCUCGACGACUUCCAUGCGAGGCUGGCGCUUCGCCGCGACGAACGGCUGCAGGAACCGCGCAAGGCCUGGGACAGCGUCGUCAUCAAGAUCGUCUGUUCGCCUUCGAAGGUGUUCGGCGCGAUCUCACCCGCUUGAUCGCUUUUCAGCA